AUGUCGGACAACAAGUGCCCCACAUGCGGAAAGCGUGUCUAUUUCAACGAGAGACUCACCUUUGCUGGUCGUGACUAUCACAAAAUCGGCUGUUUCAAAUGCACAUCAUGCCACAAGACCCUCGAAAUUUCAAAAGCCAGAGAGUCGGACGGAUUACCUUAUUGUGUCAACUGCCAUACUCAAAAACAGGGCUUAAAGGGUUUCCAACCAGGAAAUGUAUUGACCUCUUACACCGGAUACGGUGGAGGAAGUGGAUCAACUGAUAACACUUCAGUUGUUGGUGGUAAGGUCGCAGAAGCCGCUGCUGCUGAAGACGCCGAACAAAGAAGAAAUGCUCCAGCACAAAAGGUUGCUCCAAAGGCCGCUCCAGUUGCUGGUCCAAAGUUCUGCCCGAAUUGUGGUGCGAAAAACAAUGGUGGCAAAUUCUGCCCAGAGUGUGGUGCUAAGUUCUAA
Entamoeba invadens IP1 is the source of this 453-nucleotide messenger RNA. RefSeq names its product Muscle LIM protein, putative. Gene Ontology annotation, biological process: actin cytoskeleton organization. Bases 1 to 453 code for a protein of 150 amino acids. The record is from RefSeq and is a predicted model, not a curated record. Gene Ontology annotation, cellular component: cytoplasm. Lineage: Eukaryota; Evosea; Mastigamoebida; Endamoebidae. The transcript has a single exon.